Messenger RNA from Ahaetulla prasina, 1210 nucleotides. RefSeq lists its product as uncharacterized. The record is from RefSeq and is a predicted model, not a curated record. The coding region runs from base 47 to 475 and encodes 142 amino acids. NCBI's taxonomy places the organism in Eukaryota, Metazoa, Chordata, Lepidosauria, Squamata, Colubridae. The transcript is spliced from 4 exons.
UGAGCACUAAAUAUAGCCUGUGUGCUUUCCUCAGGAGGCCCAGCCAAUGAAAGCUUGGAAAACAGCACAAUUCCUCACAUCACACCUUCUAAGGAUGGAUGGGCAGGACCCACAGCCCGGCUACAGGCUGACAAGCAGAAGCCUUUCCAUACGAAAUGGAAAGACCUUGGCAGAUUCAGCAUGCAGUAGAGGGGAAAGCUUGGUGAAAGCCUCUGCACAUGCUCAGAAGGCUUCGCGAAUGGGUGGACGACGGUGUGCGCACAUUUGCGAACCGGUAGGAAGGACCCUUAUUAAGCUCACCCUUAUUGCCAAAUUCGACACUGCAGGAGAACAGCUACUGCCACCCAGUGGAAAAUUAAACUUAAACCCAGUCUCUGAAAAUAUUUGUGCAAGAAUGAGAAGCCAUUUUGAAGACUCCUGUAGUUCACACAGGGUUGGUCAGGCAUCAUAUAUCCAAGACGGAGAGAAGAGGUGAAACACCCCCUCGCCUGAAUCAGUUUGAGGUUUGGAAUGGAAGGACGGAUCGAAGUCCAUAGAAAGAGUGCGGAGAAGUUGAUAAGGAGCCUGGAGGCUAAACCAUACGAUGAACAAUUGAGAGAACUAGGUAUGUCUAGCUUAAUAAAGAGAAGACUGAGGGGGUGACAUAAUCACAAUCUUAUAGUACUUGAGGGGCUGUCACUGAGAAGAAAGGGUCAACUCAUUCUCCAAAACAUCUGAGGGUAGGACAAGAGACCAUGGGUGGAAAAUCAUUAAAGAGAGAUCCAACCUCUAUAUAACACCUCUCCAUAUAACACCUCUCCUGCGCAGGCUGCACUGGCUUCCGGUGGUCUUUCGGGUGCAAUUCAAGGUGUUAGUUACCACCUUCAAAGCACUCCAUGGCAUAGGACCGGGUUACUUACGGGACUGCCUGCUGCUACCGGCGACCUCCCAUCGACCAGUGCACUCCCAUAGGGAGGUUCUCCUCAGGGUGCCAUCGGCCAGUCAAUGUCGGCUGGCGGCACCCAGGGGGAGGGCCUUCUCUGUGGGGGCAUCAACCCUCUGGAACAAGUUUCCACCAGGUAUCCGUCAACUUCCUGAUCUUCGGACCUUUCGACGCAAGCUGAAAACAUUUUUGUUUCACUGUGCAGGACUGGCCUAGUGGGGUUUUAAUAAGGGGUUUUAUUGGUUUUAAGUUCUUCAACCAACUCUAAAUUUUCCUUUUAAACUGGUC